AUGAUUUUCAACAAUACAAAGAAGAUCCAACUCCAUUCAGUUGAAAUGGAUUUAAAUAGAAGCGGAACUUGCCAGACUCCUGACGACAGUGCAGGAAAUGUUUUCCUACAAGUUUUUUUGAUGACUGAGACCAUUGUGGGUCUUCCAGGAAGCAUACUGGCCUUGUGGAUUUUUUGCUGUCGCAUGAAGAUCUGGAAAGCCCACAUCAUUUUCCUUUUUAACCUGGUUCUGGCUGACUUCCUGCUACUCAUCAGCGUGCCCUUCCGCAUUGACACCCACUGGCGGGGGGAUGACUGGAAAUUUGGACCAACCUGGUGCCAGAUUAACCUCUACAUGUUGUCUGUCAAUCGAUCUGCCAGCAUUGCAUUCAUGACUGUUGUGGCACUGGACCGUUAUUUCAAGGUGGUUCAUCCACAUCACUACGUCAGUCGACUGACUCCAACACAGGCAGGUGUGCUCGCAAGUCUGAUAUGGAUUUGUGUGAUUACCCUUCGCAUCCCAUUGUUGACCACUGAUCUCCUUCAGAAGAGAGCCAAUAUCAGUCUGUGUCGUAGCUUUAAUUCAUAUGAUGUCAUCCCUCUGCCUUUACUGGUGCACUAUGCUGCUUUUGUUAUGGAGUUCUUCCUGCCAUGGUUCUUGUUGCUCUUCUGCUCAGCCAGGAUUGUCUACCACCUCCACAAACUGCAAAUUAACAGGGAGAAGGUCCGACGGGCCAUUCGAGUUGUGACGGUCAUCAGCAUGGUGUUCACCUUCUGCUUUAUGCCAAGUGUCUUCACUGGUCUUGUUGGGUUGUACAUAAAGACAUACCAUCCUAAAGAGUGUGCAUCUUACAACACAUGGAUUUAUCUCUUCAUGAUAUGUAUGGGUUUCACCUACCUCAAUAGUGCUUUAGACCCAGUCAUUUAUUUUUUCUCCAGCUCUUCAUUUCAGGAAAUCCUGAAGAACUCCUUUAACUGCAGGAAAAAUUCCAGAGGAGCAAGAAGACAAAAGGCCAACUGCUGA
Nematolebias whitei (Rio pearlfish) is the source of this 1002-nucleotide messenger RNA. RefSeq names its product hydroxycarboxylic acid receptor 1-3 (gene hcar1-3). Gene Ontology annotation, molecular function: G protein-coupled receptor activity. The record is from RefSeq and is a predicted model, not a curated record. The transcript has 2 exons. Gene Ontology annotation, biological process: G protein-coupled receptor signaling pathway. Bases 1 to 1002 code for a protein of 333 amino acids. Lineage: Eukaryota; Metazoa; Chordata; Actinopteri; Cyprinodontiformes; Rivulidae. Gene Ontology annotation, cellular component: membrane.